Messenger RNA from Colletotrichum destructivum, 1383 nucleotides. Its product is annotated as Putative NmrA-like domain, NAD(P)-binding domain superfamily. The record is from RefSeq and is a predicted model, not a curated record. Gene Ontology annotation, cellular component: nucleus. The coding region runs from base 210 to 1229 and encodes 339 amino acids. NCBI's taxonomy places the organism in Eukaryota, Fungi, Ascomycota, Sordariomycetes, Glomerellales, Glomerellaceae. The transcript has 3 exons.
CCAACACACCCAGGACUCGAGAGACAAUUACGAAGAGUUUAGACCACUGAUCAUUGCCUCAAAUCACCCAAUCCCUCCCUUUCAAACUGGAGGGUCCAUCCUAAGAUCACACUAACCGUCGUCCUUCCACCACGUCUCUUCAAUCCUCAUCACUGCCCUCUUCACCGCCUUCUUCAUCACCUUUACUCACACACCAUUACCACCGAAUCAUGACCCAAAAGCUGAUCGCCGUCGUCGGCGCCACGGGCAACCAAGGCGGUUCGGUCGCCCGCCGCUUUCUGGCCGCAGGAUACCGCGUCCGCGCACUCACCCGCGACGUCUCCUCCCCUUCCGCGGCCGCCCUCGCCGCCCUCGGCCCGGACGUGGAACUCGUCACCGCGGAUCUCGAGGACGUCGCGUCUCUCGAGGCCGCUUUCCGCGGCGCCAACGUCAUCUUUAGCGUCACCAACUACUGGGAGCCCUUCUUCCGCCCGGACUGCCGCGCGGAGGCGCAGAGGCGAGGCGUCUCGUGUCGGAGGUUCGCCUACGACGUCGAGUACCGCCAAGGCCGCAAUAUCGCUGACGCCGCGGCCGCAACUGUGGACUCGCUGGACGACAACGGCUUUCUGGCCUCGACGCUGAGCCAUGCCGGGCGGUGCAGUGGCGGGCGGUUCAAGGAGCUGUAUCACUUCGAUGCGAAGGCCGACGUCUUCCCAGACUACGUGAAUGAAAAGUAUCCCGCACUGGCGGCCAAGAUGUCAUGUAUCCACACGGGGUUCUUCUACACGAGUUACAACAUUCUCCCCAACUCAUACUUUGGCAAGAACCCUGACGGUACAUUCACCAUGGCUUUCACCACAUCCCCUGAGAAGCCCAUCCCUCACUUUGCCCCGGCUAGCGACAUGGGCAAUUUCACAUACGCCGUUUCCCAAAUGCCGCCAGGGAAGGCUUACAUGGCCGAAGGAACAACCUGCACUUGGCCACAGUUCCUCGAGACGUGGGCCAAAGUGACGAACGUCAAGGCGGACUACCGGCAAAUCUCGCACGAAGAGAUGGUUCAGGCGACGGGGGAGAGGGACACCGGUAUCGAGGUCGCGUACAUGUUUUCCUACUCAUCCGAUCCGGGGUACGACGGUGGUAUGGAUCUCUUGACUGCGGCGGAUCUUAUAAAGGCUGGUAUCGAUUGCCCCAUGACAACAUGGGAAGAGUGGGCUACAAACAACGAUUGGACUUCUGUUCUUGAGAAGUAGAAGUGCAGUGUUGUAUCUCCGAGAUUUGUUUAAUUUCUUUUUGUGUAUGACAGAACGCGACUAUGAUCUUAACUCGCGGCUAGGCUCUUCACAUCGAAUCCGGACAUGAGACAUGUGCAUUUCACAUAGAGGGCAGCAAACCCGAACACUCGAU